CCUCCUUUUCUAAAAUCUCUGGUAGAUCUAUCUCGCGUCUUAUGUGCGCAAAGGCCCGACAAAUGUGUAAACUCUGAUUGGAAGAGCAAGACCGACAAAAGCCCCCACGGUAGCCAAUCAACGCACACACCAAACAAAUACACUCGAAUCAGAUUGGACCGUUGUCACUCUUGGGCUGCUGGCAAUGCUAAAAUAGUCGCAUUCUACGAAAGACCUUUGAAAUUGGAUCACAUAUCGGUACAUCACCACUAGCUUCCUUAAUUAACUCAAAGGUGAGUCAUGUCGUCGGUUUUCUCCAGCACGGACUCUGUGGGCGCCGAGCCCUCCUUCUGCCCCAACGCAGCCAAGCUCAGCAACGCACAAGCCAACGAAGUGGUUGCCAUUUUGAAAGGGGGGUCCAAGGUCAACGGAGAAGCCAUGUUGAACGGCCACAAGCUCUCCAUGAAUGGAUCGGCUCAAGUGAAUGAGGACAGUGCUGGCUGUAAGGCCCAGAAUGGGUCGGUCCAUGUGAACGGGCAUGAGGGGGAGAAAGAUCUAGAGAAGGCAGCCGCAGGCGUGGAGGAGAGGCAGUGGAUCCGUCCUGACUUGCCCAGCAAAUGCACUUGGAAACUGGGCGGGUCUUCCGUAGAGUCCCCUCACUGCCACUCUGAACUGACUGAAGCUCCCAGCAUUCUACCCAACAUCCUCGGGAAGAUCGGAGACACACCUCUGGUCCGCAUGAACAAGAUCCCCAAAGCCUUCGGCCUUAAGUGUGAACUCUUGGCCAAGUGUGAGUUCUUUAAUGCAGGGGGCAGUGUGAAGGACCGUAUCAGUCUAAGGAUGGUGGAGGAUGCAGAGAGAAAUGGGAUCCUCAAACCAGGAGACACCAUCAUCGAGCCCACCUCUGGCAACACAGGUAUUGGUCUGGCCCUGGCCUCUGCAGUUAAAGGCUAUCGCUGCAUCAUCGUCAUGCCUGAGAAGAUGAGCAUGGAGAAGGUGGAUGUGCUUAGAGCCUUGGGGGCGGAGAUCGUGCGUACCCCAACCACCGCCCGCUUUGAUUCGCCGGAAUCCCACGUGGGCGUGGCCUGGCGUCUGAAGAAUGAGAUUCCCAACUCUCAUAUCCUGGACCAGUACCGUAACCCUAGCAACCCCCUGGCCCACUACGACACCACUGCCGAAGAGAUCCUGGAGCAGUGUGAUGGUAAGGUGGACAUGUUGGUGGCAGGAGCUGGCACCGGUGGCACCAUCACUGGCAUCGCCCGCAAGCUGAAGGAGAGAUGCCCCAACAUCAAGAUCGUGGGUGUGGACCCUGAGGGUUCUAUACUGGCUGAGCCAGAGGAGCUGAACAAAACAGAUAAGACCCAGUACGAGGUGGAGGGCAUUGGAUACGACUUCAUCCCUACUGUACUAGACAGAUCUGUAGUUGACAGGUGGUAUAAGUCCAAUGACGAUGAGUCUUUUGCCAUGUCACGCAUGCUGAUCAGGGAGGAGGGGCUUCUCUGCGGAGGUAGUUCAGGUACGGCCAUGGCUGCAGCAGUUAGAAUGGCCACAGAGCUGAAGGAGGGCCAGCGCUGUGUCGUCAUCCUGCCUGACUCCAUCCGCAACUACAUGUCUAAGUUCCUGAGUGAUAACUGGAUGUGUGAUAAGGGCUUCCUAACCCCAGAAGACCUGAUGGUGUCCAAACCCUGGUGGUGGAACCUGAGUCUGCAGGGUCUGAACCUAUUUUCCCCCCUCACUGUGCUGCCUUCAGUCAACAUCAAGAAGACCAUCAAGAUCCUCAAGGAGAAGGCCUUCGACCAGGCACCCGUCGUUGACGAGUCCGGCGUGAUCCUAGGGAUGGUUACCCUGGGCAAUAUGUUGUCUUCAGUACUGGCUGGGAAGGUCAAGGCCUCUGACCCUGUCGCCAAGGUGCUUUACAAACAAUUCAAACAGGUGCGGCUGACAGAUAACCUGGGUAAGCUGUCCCGUAUCCUGGAGACAGAUCACUUUGCCCUGGUGGUGCAUGAGCAGAUCCAAUACAUGGAGGAUGGCUCGCCCUGUCUUAGACAGAUGGUAUUCGGGGUGGUGACCGCCAUUGACAUGCUUAAUUACAUCACCACGCGCGAGCGGCAGGGAAGCACACGCGAGCGCACGCUGUCAGAGUGCUCAAUAACGUCAGAGUGCUCGCUGACCGACUAGCUGUUACCACUUCCUGUUUCCUGUGGAGAGGAGGAAGUGACCGCCCUCCUGACACCCUCUAAGUAACGACGAUGAAGAUGAUGUAGAAAUUUAGAAGUGGUGGGGGUUGUGGUUUAGUCUUAAAAUAAGUCAAUAUUAAUUUACUCCCCUUUUGACUACAUUGAUUUUGUUAUUUGUCUGUGAUGAUAAUAAUUAUUCACUGUAGCUUAUACUGCGAUUGAAGCAGCUUAGCUGGUUUCAGAUACAUGGUUUUCCUCUAACUUUAAGGUAUGGAAAUUGCAUGUAACAAACAGUGUGCAACUAGACUGCCUUGCCUCUUCAUUAUCGAAAGUCUUUUACUUUUCUUAUCUACUUCAAAAUAAUAGUGUUCCUCUGACUUGUCAUUUUAUUGCAGAGGAUACUGAAACAUUACAAUAUCCUCGCUAGACUAACAACUCAGUACAUUUCAAUCUUUCAGUUAAAUAGUCAUCAUAUAGCUACCAUUUUGUAUUGCAUUGAGAUUUGUAUAUAACUGAUAUGCGAAUGUGAGCUUCAUCUUAAGACUUAAAAGCACAUUAUAGAUUUUUGCUGCUUCUUUGAUACCAAUGAAGUUACAUUGCCAUCUAGUGGCAGCUAAAGACAGGGCAUGGGCCAAAAAAUGGCUAUUUGGGUUGCUCAGUGUGAAAUGGUUACCAAGAAGAAGCGUUACGUUGACAACAUUCAAAGAGAUAGGAUGUCGGUGAAGAGUACCUGUCUUUUUGUUUGAAGGCUUUGGUAAAGUAACCAAGGUCGCAGGGUAGGUCCGGUUAAGGAUAGGAGCGUUCGGCACACAACCAAACUACAACCCAAACAGUAUGACUUGUGUUGGGUCAUUUUUUUCUUGUAUUGAAACAAGAUGUAUUGAAUAAGUCUGUAUUGAAUAGUUUGUUGGCUGAGCGUGCACAGUGCAGCUCUUUUAUACAGGCCUGUCUGUCUGGGUUAGGUUGUUUACGCCAAGGCUUGGGUUGUUUGAACUUUGUACCAUUUGUCUGUACUUGUUGACUUCAUGUACAAUCAUUCAUGUGUAAUGUUAUGUAUGACCAUGGACCCAGAGCUGUUAUGAUCUAUUUACUUUAGCAGGGGUGUAUUUGUAUGUAUAUAUGUCUUAAGUGUUCUUAAGACAGAUGCUGCAGUAUUUGCGUGAGGUGAUGCAGUUAUGGAGGUGAUAUUUGAACUACAUUCCUGUCUCUUUAUUUCCACCCUGGCUCUGGUUUCAGUUGUUCAUUUCAUAUUUCUCUUUAUUUUUACACCAUUUUUGUGGUGUCAGUACAGUGGGGAGAACAAGUAUUUGAUACACUGCCGAUUUUGCAGGAUUUCCAACUUACAAAGCAUGUAGAGGUCUGUAAUUUUUAUCAUAGGUACACUUCAACUGUGAGAGACGAAAUCUAAAUCAGCCCAGAACUACACGGCAGGACCUGGUCAAUGACCUGAAGAGAGCUGUGACCACAGUCUCAAAGAAAACCAUUAGUAACACACUACGCCGUCAUGGAUUAAAAUCCUGUAGCGCACGCAAGGUCCCCCUGCUCAAGCCAGCGCAUGUCCAGGCCCGUCUGAAGUUUGCCAAUGACCAUCUGGAUGAUCCAGAGGAGGAAUGGGAGAAGGUCAUGUGGUCUGAUGAGACAAAAAUAGAGCUUUUUGGUCUAAACUCCACUCGCCGUGUUUGGAGGAAGAAGAAGGAUGAGUACAACCCCAAGAGCACCAUCCCAACCAUGAAGCAUGGAGGUGAAAACAUCAUUCUUUGGGGAUGCUUUUCUGCAAAGGGGACAGGACGACUGCACCGUAUUGAGGGGAGGGAUGGAUGGGGCCAUGUAUCGUGAGAUCUUGGCCAACAACCUCCUUCCCUCAGUAAGAGCAUUGAAGAUGGGUCGUGGCUGGGUCUUCCAGCAUGACAAUGACCCGAAACACACAGCCACUAAGGACUGGCUCGGUAAGAAGCAUCUCAAGGUCCUGGAGUGGCCUAGCCAGUCUCCAGACCUGAACCCAAUAGAAAAUCUUUGGAGGGAGCUGAAUGUCCGUAUUGCCCAGCGACAGCCACAUGCAAAAAAAAUGCAAAUUAAUUACUUAAAAAUCAUACAAUAUGAUUUUCUAUGAUUUUUGUUUUAGAUUCCGUCUCUCACAGUUGAAGUGUACCUAUGAUAAAAAUUACAUGCUUUGUAAGUAGGAAACACUGCUGAUUUUGCAGGUUAUCAAAUACUUGUUCUCCCCACUGUAUAUUAUUACUUGCUUCCAAUAAAGGCUUGUUCUUUUUCUCUUGAA
Molecule: messenger RNA, 4431 nt
Organism: Oncorhynchus kisutch (coho salmon)
Lineage: Eukaryota; Metazoa; Chordata; Actinopteri; Salmoniformes; Salmonidae
Product: cystathionine beta-synthase
Exons: 14
Coding region: 280-2157 (625 amino acids)
Cellular component (GO): cytoplasm
Molecular function (GO): cystathionine beta-synthase activity
Source: RefSeq, a predicted model, not a curated record